Molecule: messenger RNA, 1686 nt
Organism: Kwoniella shivajii
Lineage: Eukaryota; Fungi; Basidiomycota; Tremellomycetes; Tremellales; Cryptococcaceae
Exons: 9
Coding region: 1-1686 (561 amino acids)
Molecular function (GO): NADH dehydrogenase activity
Source: RefSeq, a predicted model, not a curated record
AUGGCUCUUCGUCAAUUAGCCCGAGCGCAACCCCUCUUUGCGCGACCUGCUCUCGCUCCUCGAUCAGCUCUCCUAGCUCCUCGAUUCGCAGCGUCAUUCACUUCUACACCUAAGCGAUCGGAUGUACCUCCAGCAGCUUAUCAAACCCCUCCUGGUCAAGGUCCCAUCCCUCCCAAGGGCCAAAAGGUCAAGGCCCCAUUCUCUGUUCGAAGUGGUAGAUUCUUCAGAAAUCUUGGACGUGUAACUCUUGUCGUAGUUCUUGGUACAACUGGUGCUUUCCUUUAUGUCACCCAAAUUCAGAACUCACCACCUGAUCAACUCCCUUCUGAUCCCAAGAAACCCACCCUCGUAGUCCUCGGUUCAGGUUGGGGAGCAACUUCGUUCCUGAAACAACUCGACACCGAAGAGUUCAACGUUGUUGUCAUCUCACCUCGAAAUUACUUCCUUUUCACCCCUCUUCUUCCUUCAGUCACCGUUGGUACCCUUGAGCCCAGAUCCAUCAUUCAACCUACCAGAUACAUCACACGACACAAGAAGAGAAAGGUAGAUGUGUAUGAAGCUGAAGCUCAAGAAGUUGAUCCUGUUAAGAAGACCGUUACUUUCCAAGAUCUAUCCGACGUUCGAGGUUCAGCAGGCUCGGUCACUCUCAACUAUGAUUAUCUUGUUUACGCCGUCGGAUGUGAGAACCAAACAUUCGGUAUUAAAGGUGUCAACGAGCAUGCCUGUUUCCUCAAAGAACUUUCCGAUGCUGAUAAAGUUCGAACAAAGCUUAUGGACUGUAUUGAAACUGCUGCUUUCAAAGAUCAACCUCAAGAUGAGAUUGACAGACUCAUGCACAUGGUUGUGGUCGGUGGUGGUCCCACUGGUGUAGAGUACGCUGGUGAACUUCACGAUUUCUUGAUUGACGAUCUCAAAAAAUGGUACCCAGAGGUUGCUGAUCGACUCCGGAUCACCCUUAUCGAAGCCUUACCUAACGUCUUACCUGCUUUCUCUAAACAAUUAAUUCAAUAUACCGAAUCAACUUUCGCUGAAAACAAGAUUGAUGUUCUCACCCGAACUAUGGUCAAGGAUGUCAAAGAGAACGCCGUAGUCGUCCAAGAUGCUAACAAACAAAUGCGAGAGAUCCCUUACGGUCUCUUGGUCUGGGCUACCGGUAACACUUCAAGACAAAUCACAAGAGAUCUGAUGACCAAACUUGCUACUACUCAAACUCAACGAAGAGGUUUAAUGGUAGAUGAUUAUCUUUCCAUGUUAGGUGCCGAUGGAGUCUACGCUGUCGGUGAUUGUACCGCUACAUCGUAUGCUCCUACCGCUCAAGUAGCAAGUCAGCAAGGUAUGUACUUGGCCGGAAUCUUCCAAAAAUUAGGUCAAAAAGCAAAAUAUGAAAGACAACUCUCUGAAUUGAGAGCUCAAAACGCAAGUCCCGAAGAAAUUGAGGCUACCGUUAAGAAACUUAACAGAUCUGCUAAAUUGACUCCUUUCCACUACUCUCACCAAGGAUCGCUCGCAUACAUCGGUUCUGAGAAAGCUAUCGCAGACUUACCAUUAUUCAACGGAAACGUAGCUUCAGGUGGUGGCGCUGCAAUGCUUUUCUGGAGAUCAGCUUAUAUCUCUACACUGUACUCUGUCCGAAACAGAACUCUGGUUCUAGCCGAUUGGUUGAAGGUUAAGAUCUUCGGUCGGUGA